Messenger RNA from Sarcophilus harrisii (Tasmanian devil), 4819 nucleotides. It is a transcript of the gene ADAMTS6, whose product is annotated as ADAM metallopeptidase with thrombospondin type 1 motif 6. The transcript has 25 exons. The record is from RefSeq and is a predicted model, not a curated record. Gene Ontology annotation, molecular function: metalloendopeptidase activity. NCBI's taxonomy places the organism in Eukaryota, Metazoa, Chordata, Mammalia, Dasyuromorphia, Dasyuridae. Gene Ontology annotation, biological process: proteolysis; extracellular matrix organization. Bases 902 to 4261 code for a protein of 1119 amino acids. Gene Ontology annotation, cellular component: extracellular matrix.
AAGACACAGAGAGACAGAGAUAGACAGAAAGAGACAAACAGAAAGCGAGACAGAGAAUGAGAGAGCGAGAGAGCUAGGCUACUUCAAAACUUUGCAGUGCCCCUUUCUGCUCCUCUUGUCUUUCUUUCUCCUGAUAUCUUUUGAUGCUGCUUACACGUUAUUAGCACAGAAAAGGCAUUAGACUGGCUAGGAAGAGGGCACCACUUUCACCCCCAAUAAGUUUCUUUUACGUUCCUUCUUUUUUCUUUUUCUUUCUUUCUUCUUCUCCUCCUCCUUUUUCUUCUUCUUUUUUUUGGUGGGAGGUAGGGGGAGUCGAAGAGAAGGGGUUGCAAAGACAACAUCUCAGAGUGAUAGAUUGGGUGAAUUGAAGGCAUCUCUCUUUCUGCCAAAUCAGUCCGUUCUCUAAAGCCCCUCGUAGCCAGGCUAUAGAAGUUUAUUCUGGUUGCAGAAUAACUCUGGUGUGGUUUUGCAAAGGGGAGGAGGGGGAGAGAAGAGGGGUGGGCAAAAAAAAAAAAAAAAAAAAAAAGGCUGAGAGGAAAGAGAGGAUACGUGAAUCGUCCAGUGCAAACUCUAUUGUUUGAAACUCACUUUAUAUCAGAAUUUGAAGAUGAAAACGGUACAAAAAUGGCCCUACUUCUGCAAUUAUCCAGCCUAAUGCCUUACUGAUGAAAAUUUUUACAACGUUAUCUUUCUUUUUCAUUUUGGAUUGAAAAAAAAAAUGAAUCCAGAGAGAGGAGAAAGUACAGGAUGUUGGAAACGAGCACCUGCUAAAAAGUGGAAUAUCUAAUCAUUGAAUUUUCAAUAAAUAGCAAACAAAACUGUUAUGCAGCAAUUCUGGAGUUGUGUUAAUUCUCUAGCAAGUAGGUAGCCCUCCAACAACUCAUCCAAUUUUUUCUAAAUUAUGGAAAUUUUGUGGAAGACGUUGACCUGGAUUUUGAGCCUCGUCAUGGCUUCAUCGGAAUUUCACAGUGACACCAGGCUUUCAUACCGUUCCCAAGAGGAAUUCCUGUCGUACCUUGAACACUACCAGCUCACCAUCCCAAUCAGGGUUGAUCAAAAUGGAGCUUUCCUCAGCUUUACUGUGAAAAAUGACAAACACUCAAGGAGAAGGCGGAGUACGGACCCUAUUGACCCACAGCAGGCAGGAUCUAAGUUAUUUUUUAAACUCUCAGCCUAUGGCAAGCACUUUCAUUUAAACUUGACUCUCAACACAGAUUUAGUGUCCAAACAUUUUACCGUGGAAUACUGGGGGAAAGAUGGUCCCCAGUGGAAGCAUGGUUUUUUAGACAACUGUCAUUACACAGGAUACUUACAAGAUCAACACAGCACAACUAAAGUGGCUAUGAGCAACUGCAUCGGGUUGCAUGGUGUUAUUGCUACAGAAGAUGAAGAGUAUUUUAUUGAGCCUUUAAGGAACACUACAGAAGAUUCUAAACACUUUAGUUACGAAAAUGGGCAUCCUCAUGUUGUUUACAAAAAGUCUACCCUUCAACAAAAGCAUCUAUAUGAUCACUCCCAUUGUGGUGUUUCAGAAGACCUCCCAAGAAGCAGCAAACCUUGGUGGUUGAAUGAUACUUCUGCUCUUCCAGCUUCCCUCCCAAUUAAUGACACUUUAAGUAGCCAUCUCAGACAGAAGAGAUCUGUCAGCACUGAGCGAUUUGUGGAGACGUUAGUCGUGGCAGACAAAAUGAUGGUGGGCUACCAUGGGCGCAAAGAUAUUGAACAUUACAUUUUGAGUGUAAUGAAUAUUGUUGCCAAACUUUAUCGGGAUUCUAGCCUAGGAAACGUUGUGAAUAUCAUAGUGGCUCGUUUAAUUGUUCUCACUGAAGAUCAGCCAAACUUGGAGAUAAACCACCAUGCAGACAAGUCCCUCGAUAGCUUCUGUAAAUGGCAGAAAUCCAUUCUCUCCCACCAAAGUGAUGGAAACACCAUUCCAGAAAAUGGGAUUGCCCACCACGAUAAUGCGGUUCUUAUUACUAGAUACGAUAUCUGCACUUAUAAAAACAAGCCCUGUGGAACAUUGGGCUUGGCCUCUGUGGCUGGAAUGUGUGAGCCUGAAAGGAGCUGCAGCAUUAAUGAAGACAUUGGCCUGGGCUCCGCUUUUACCAUUGCUCAUGAGAUUGGUCACAAUUUUGGGAUGAACCAUGAUGGAAUUGGAAAUUCUUGUGGGACCAAAGGUCAUGAAGCAGCAAAACUUAUGGCAGCUCACAUUACUGCAAACACCAACCCUUUUUCCUGGUCUGCCUGCAGCAGGGACUACAUUACAAGCUUUCUAGAUUCAGGCCGUGGUACUUGCCUUGAUAAUGAGCCUCCCAAGCGUGACUUUCUUUAUCCAGCUGUGGCCCCAGGUCAGGUGUAUGAUGCUGAUGAGCAGUGUCGUUUCCAGUAUGGAGCAACAUCCCGCCAGUGUAAAUAUGGGGAAGUGUGUAGAGAGCUCUGGUGCCUCAGCAAAAGUAAUCGCUGUGUUACUAAUAGUAUUCCGGCUGCAGAGGGGACACUGUGCCAAACUGGGAGCAUUGAAAAAGGGUGGUGUUAUCAGGGAGAGUGUGUUCCUUUUGGCACUUGGCCCCAGAGCGUAGAUGGGGGCUGGGGUCCCUGGUCAGUAUGGGGAGAGUGCAGCAGGACCUGCGGGGGAGGCGUCUCCUCAUCCUUAAGACACUGUGACAGUCCAGCACCUUCAGGAGGUGGAAAAUAUUGCCUUGGGGAAAGGAAACGGUAUCGCUCCUGUAACACAGAUCCAUGCCCUUCUGGGGCCCGAGAUUUUCGAGAAAAGCAGUGUGCAGAUUUUGAUAAUAUGCCUUUCCGGGGAAAAUAUUAUAACUGGAAGCCCUACACUGGAGGUGGGGUGAAGCCCUGUGCAUUAAAUUGCUUGGCUGAAGGUUACAAUUUUUACACGGAACGUGCUCCUGCAGUGAUAGAUGGAACUCAGUGUAAUGCCGAUUCACUGGAUAUCUGUAUCAAUGGAGAAUGCAAGCAUGUAGGCUGUGAUAAUAUUUUGGGAUCUGAUGCUAGGGAAGACAGAUGUCGAGUCUGUGGAGGAGAUGGAAGCACAUGUGAUGCCAUUGAAGGGUUUUUCAAUGAUUCAUUGCCAAGAGGAGGCUACAUGGAAGUUGUACAUAUUCCAAGAGGUUCUGUCCAUAUUGAAGUCAGAGAGGUGGCCAUGUCAAAAAACUACAUUGCUUUAAAAUCUGAAGGAGAUGACUACUAUAUUAAUGGUGCCUGGACUAUUGAUUGGCCAAGGAAGUUUGAUGUUGCUGGAACAGCUUUCCAUUACAAGAGGCCAACUGACGAACCAGAGUCACUGGAAGCCCUGGGUCCCACCUCAGAAAAUCUCAUUAUCAUGAUUCUACUUCAGGAACAGAAUUUGGGAAUUAGAUAUAAGUUCAACGUUCCUAUCACUCGCUCGGGCAGUGGAGACAAUGAAGUUGGCUUUGCAUGGAAUCAUCAGCCUUGGUCAGAAUGCUCCGCUACUUGUGCUGGAGGUAUCCAGAAGCAAGAAGUGGUGUGUAAAAGGUUAGAUGACAACUCGAUUGUCCAGAACAAUUACUGUGACCCUGAUGGCAAACCACCAGAAAACCAGCGGGCUUGCAACACUGAACCUUGCCCACCUGAGUGGUUUAUUGGGGAUUGGUUGGAGUGCAGCAAGACCUGUGAUGGUGGAAUGCGCACGAGGACAGUGCUCUGUAUCAGGAAGAUUGGACCUUCUGAGGAAGAGACACUGGACUACAGUAGCUGUUUAACCCAUCGGCCCAUUGAAAAAGAGUCCUGCAACAACCAGUCUUGUCCCCCUCAGUGGGUUGCUUUGGACUGGUCAGAAUGCACUCCAAAAUGUGGUCCAGGAUUCAAGCACCGGAUUGUUCUAUGCAAGAGCAGUGACCUUUCUAAAACGUUUCCAGCUGCCCAUUGCCCAGAGGAAAGCAGACCUCCUGUCCGCAUCCGCUGCAGCUUGGGCCGCUGCCCUCCUCCUCGCUGGGUGACUGGAGACUGGGGCCAGUGUUCUGCUCAGUGUGGACUUGGACAGCAAAUGAGGACCGUUCAGUGCCUCUCCUACACGGGGCAAGCAUCCAGUGAUUGUCCAGAAACAGUCCGGCCUCCAUCGAUGCAGCAGUGUGAGAGCAAAUGUGACAGUACUCCCAUUUCCAAUACUGAAGAGUGCAAAGAUGUGAACAAAGUGGCCUAUUGCCCACUGGUGUUGAAGUUUAAGUUCUGCAGUCGCGCAUACUUCCGACAGAUGUGUUGUAAGACAUGCCAAGGACACUGACCACAGAGAGCAAGAGAAAGAGAACGCCUUGUUAUUUCAACGUGGAGAUGUGUCCAUCAAAGAGAGCCACCCAGAGGAAGGGGAUUGACGUCCUUGCAAAUGCAUUACCCUGUGGAAAACGUAACCACUGGUCAGCCCCAGCUGACAGGAUUUCAAUAUUAUUUUAACUUCUGUGAAGUGGGAUUUAUUGAUCCAAAGUGCUGGACACAGUAUAAGGAGGGAAUGCCAAAUUGGAGAGAUCCAAGCAACACAGACAGCAUCAAUCACUUACCGUGGAACUGUUGUGUUCUUUCGAGUAAUAGUCCGUUUACCUCCUUGGACCAUUAAGAUAAUUUUUAUUAUGGACUUAGCAAUGACACUGAAUCCAUUUGUAUUUAAAACUGUUUAAAAUGUAGCUGUUAUGACAUGGUCUACCAUGGAAGUAAAGAAGAUUCAGAAAUCUAAAGUCAUAGCUUAAAAAUAUUUACUGUAUUAUCUCACUACAACAGCACCACAGUUUAAAUUAUAAAACCAGGCUUUAAAAUGUUAUUUAAGGAGCAAUUAUAAAUCAGAAGUAAA